This is a messenger RNA of Micromonas commoda, 2433 nucleotides long. RefSeq lists its product with no specific name. The transcript has a single exon. Lineage: Eukaryota; Viridiplantae; Chlorophyta; Mamiellophyceae; Mamiellales; Mamiellaceae. The record is from RefSeq and is a predicted model, not a curated record. Bases 1 to 2433 code for a protein of 810 amino acids.
AUGGACGACAGACUGCUCGCUUCCGGCGGGCGGGUCCAGGGCGUCGCGCUGCGAACCGAGGCGGACUUCUUCGCCCAGCUCCGCGCGUCCCCGUCCGCCGCCACCCCGGUCCCCGGCAGCUCGACCAGGCGCGCGCUCGUCGGCGCGGGUUCGCCGGACAUCACCACGCCCGAGAUUGACGCCCUGCUCGAGAAGCUCGCGCGGGGGUCGCCGUCGGAGCUCGUGGACCACGACGCGCCGAACAACCUCCCGCCGUCCGCGUCCAAGCGCGCCGCCGUCACGCCGACGCGCGCCGCCGCCGCCGCCGCUCGCCGCUCGCCCAAGAGCGCUCGGGGCGGGCGGCCGCGAUGGACGAGCGCGCGUCCCGACCAGCACGGCGUGUGGGUGCCCGUCGAGCAGAUGCCCAAGCCCCCGCCGUCGUUCGCUCCGCACUCGUCCGCGACGCCGGGGCGGUCCACGCCCACCGCGCUCGUCGGCGACGUCGUGACGCGCGUCGCCGACACCGGCGAGCGCGUGCAGUACGUCACGCCCAAGCGCCAUUCGUCCGAACCCGACGAGGCCGAUGGAGAUCCAAAUCCAAAACCAAACUCCCAUCCUCGGGGUAUACCCGAACCCGACGUCGCGACGGGCGCGGCGCUGUACGAGGACUUUUCCCACGAGAGAGACCACCCGAACCUGCCGUACUCGCGCCUGCCCGUGUUCGAGCGGCUGUACCGCCGCAUACCGGAGGGACAGCGCAAGAAGUUCGCGUUCAGCCCCGGGGCGAACGGGUCGGCGACGAAUGGAGCCUAUAGCCCGUCGACGGAUGGCGCGGGUCCGGCGCCCAAGGAGCUGGUCGAGAAGCGACGGGAGAUCGAGUCGCUUCGCGCGGAGCUCGCGGCGAGGGAGAAGUCUGAGACGGCGGGCGACGCGUCGAGACGCACGGCGCGCGCGCUGGAGGCUGCGCGCAGGGGAACCCCGAACGGUCUCCCCCCGCACGACGACGACCAAACUCUCGACGAAACAUUCGACGGGACCGAGUCGGACGACGAGCGAGAGGAGGCUGCGCUCGCGCGGGCGGAGGCUGCGCACAUCGCGCGACUCGCGAAGAUGCACGGCGCGUCCCCGCACAAGAGCGAGUACUCCGCCACGCGCGUCUCCGCGAGGCCGACGGACGUCCCGGUUGUUCGCAUCGAGGACGACCCCGAGAGCGUGGCGUGGGAACUCUCCGCGAGCUUCGACCAGACGUCCAAGCCCCCGUGGCAGGAGCGCCUCCGCGUCGCCGAGGAGCGCCGCGCGGCGAAGGCGGCGGCGUGGGAGGAGGAGGUCCGCGAACGCGCCGACGCCAAGCGAACGAACGACCGGUUGAUCGCGGAGGCGGAGGCGGAGCUCGAGGCGCUGCGAAGAAAGCGAGCGGACGUCGUCGCGCGGCAACGUCGGCGCAGAGCGCUCGCGCUCGCGCGCGCCGACCCGAAGAACCUCCCGCGCAAACGAUCGCCGUGGGGGAUGGCGGGGUCGCCGGGGACGAUAGAUAACAUACGGAACAUGUCGCCCGCGAGGGGAGGACCGGUCGGGACGCGGCCGACGUUUGACUGGACGUCGCCGUGGAGAGCGGAGAGGAGUUCGCGCGAGGUUGCUCGGACCAACGUCUCGACGCCGGACCGACGGACCCCCGCGUCGAGACCGGCGUCGGCGUUACGCCCCCCUCGCGGAGGAGGUCGAUCGCCGUCGUCUGCGGCCAGGCCGGCCACCGCGCCGUCCCCCGGGGGGUCCGUGGCGAGGAUCCUCGCGGAUGCCGCCGCCGCGGACUCGCGACGCGCGAACAGCGCGCAGCCGUACAACAGGGCGCGGCUGUACGCGUCGCCCUCGGACGCGGCUCGAGCGGCGGCGGAGCGGGUUCGGGCGAGGAAACGCGCGCAGGAGGAACGCGAGCGGCGUGCGGCGGCGGCGGCGGCGGGUCCCGGUCCCGCGCGGAGGGCGCGAAAGGCUCCCGCUCCGGCGCCCGCGCGGAGAGAGGCAACCGCAAAGGCUCGAAAGCCUCCGGCGCCGGCGAAGGCUGAGGCUCCGCCGCUCUCGUGGGUCACGGUGCCCCUCGCGUCGGCGGACCCGCCGGGGACCAAGCCACCGACGCGGCGCGAGCUGUACCCGACGCCGCCGACGCCGCCGCGGGCCAAGCCGCCGCCGACGCCGCCUCGAUCGCCGGCGCGGGGGACCGGCUCGGAGGCUAGGCGCUGGGCGGAGGCGUCCACGGUUGAAAAACUGUCAGACGAGGUGCACGUGGUGAAGCGGCUCGUGAAGGACCAGGGCGUGCACCUGUUCGGGGAGGUGGAGGGGAUGAAACAGCAGAUGGGCGCGAUGUUCGAGAUGAUGGAGAGGGUCCUGGGGAAGAUUGGGGACGUCGGAGGCGGGUCGGGGGCGGCGAAGGCUCCCGGGUCUCCAUUUGUCAGCGGCUGA